GGCAGAUGUAAGGAAGAAAUUCUUCUUUUUCUUGGACGGCAUUCGAGAAAAUUGUGAAAUUUUUGUUAAAACAAGUUUUGAAAUUAUUCCUCGAAUGAUUAAAAAAUUAGACGAUCCAAAAUUUAUUAAUAUUGUGACUGAGGAAGGUAAUUUAGAAAUGCUUGAUGAAUUGGGUUUAAAAAUGAAAGAAAACAAAAAUGUGGAAGAAUUAACGGAUAUAAUUCUAUCAAAUAUUAAUCAAUGGGGAAAAGGAAUUUAUGAAGUUAACAAAGAGAAGCCUGCUUCAGAUAAAAAGGAAGUUAAAAAGCUACAGGUUAAUGAUGAAAUUAAAGAGACAAAUGAGGUUAAAAAAUUGGAGGUAAUAACGAUUACUCGAUAA
Molecule: messenger RNA, 379 nt
Organism: Meloidogyne enterolobii
Lineage: Eukaryota; Metazoa; Nematoda; Chromadorea; Rhabditida; Meloidogynidae
Source: the annotation of a GenBank genome assembly